This is a messenger RNA of Ooceraea biroi (clonal raider ant), 4407 nucleotides long. RefSeq names its product protein decapentaplegic. The record is from RefSeq and is a predicted model, not a curated record. Lineage: Eukaryota; Metazoa; Arthropoda; Insecta; Hymenoptera; Formicidae. Gene Ontology annotation, cellular component: extracellular region. Gene Ontology annotation, molecular function: growth factor activity; cytokine activity.
CGCGGCGCGGCGGUAGAAAAGGAAGGGCCAGUAGAAUGGAGCGCGUUGGAUCCGAGGCACACGUUCGACGCGGCCUUGCCUAAACCUCGUCGCGAUAGUUUGCUCGCUCUCAGCUCUUUGACUGCGCGUAUAUUCGCACGAUUGAAAGUAGCUCUGCGUGUGCUCUUGCGUGACACGUCGCACGGCAUCAUCGUUCUCUGGAGGAAGAAAAAACGCGAGUGUUGCCUCUGACGGUGCGACUGGAACUCGGCGAGGCCGGAUUCCGCCUCGCGUGCCCCGUACGUGCGCUUGCGAGGACCUGUUGAUAGGUCGCGCAGGUGUACGAAGGAAGGCCCUCGCAUCUCUCCCCCCCCCCUCCCUUUUCCCAUCAAUUCCUUCGUUCCCUUGAGCCGGAACAACGCGACGAUACAAAAGAGAGAGAGAGAGAAAUAAAGAAAUUAACUAGAGAGAAUCGCGAUGUGUUAAUACUCGGUCGUGAUCACCAAGAAAAUUAGUGUUAGUGUUUCUCUCCUUAUCCAUUCAGAGAGCCAGAUGCUCGCGAAAACUGGGGUUCGUGUGGCUCGUACAUGGUACUGUGGAAAAGAACGCAUCGAGGAAACACUGUGGAGUAACGGUCGUCGUGAGCGCGGAUUUUAAGUGCAAAAGUGUCGCGCGCGAGCGAACAAACCGCUGUCGAGAAGCCGUCAAUCGCCGCCGUCGACGCUACGUUGUUUCCCUCUACGCACGCAUAGGCUGACCAUCGUCUGGAGUGUCCUGGAUUUUGCGUUGUGGACGCGCGCGCCAACAGUGCCAAGAUUACGCAUGGUGCAGUUUUAUGUGGGAAGGCUCCGUUGAGAUGCCGUGGCUGCUCGAAUUACCAACUCGCGAUUAGUUAGGGAGGUAACGUCAGUGAAUGACGACGUCACGAUGCGUAUGUUGCCGCUGCUGAAAUUAGUGCUCGUGGCAGCAGUCGCGCUGCUGAUAAGUAUGAAUGCUAAUGCAGAGGCGCACCUACGCAUCGACUCGGACACGGACAAGUCCUCGUCGUCGUCGUCGUCCUUGUCGUCACCACUGCUUCACUUCAGAACGAACGAUCGCGAACAAGUGAUCGUUGGAAUGGAAGCCAGCCUACUCUCUCUCCUAGGCUUCACGAAGAGACCUAAACCGCAGGGCUCAGCUCACGUUCCAGAAUCCCUUAGGAAGCUUUAUGACCGUCAGAACAGCAUCGACAGCGCAGACAUCGCGAAACGGGGCAUUCACGCGCGAUCAGCCAACACCGUUCGCUCGUUUCCGCAUGUCGAGAGCGAGCUGGAUCGCAAGUUUCGCUCCCCGAACCGCUUUCGGCUGUCCUUCGAUCUGAGCGGGAUACCAUGUGGCGAGACGCUGCAAGCAGCGGAGCUGAUCCUGACGCGUGUCGCCGUACCGGAGAGCGCGGCGGACGGGCCUAAGCGCGGCCGGAUAUUGGUCUACGACAUAAUGCGGCCCGGCAAGAAGGGUUGCAGCCAACCGAUACUGCGGUUGAUCGACAGCAAGGUGAUCAACGCAACGAAGAACGCGAGCAUCAGCCUGGACGUGCAUCCGGCCGUAGUUAGAUGGCUGCAGAACCACCGCGACAAUCACGGCCUCCUGAUCCACGUGACCGGCGCGCUCGCCCGCGCGCGGGAACACGUGCGGCUUAGGCGAGCCGCUGACGAGCACAAGGACGCGUGGGUGGUCAGCCGGCCGAUGCUCUUCACGUACAUGGACGACGGCCGCUACAAAAUGGCGUCGGCGAAUCAGAUAAUGGACCGGCGGGCCAGGCGGGCCGCCCUGCGGAAAAAUCGGCGGAAGGACGGGCGCGAGAAUUGCCGGCGACAUCCGCUCUACGUGGACUUUGCGGACGUCGGCUGGAACGAUUGGAUCGUCGCACCGCCCGGAUACGACGCCUUCUACUGCCACGGUGAUUGCCCGUUUCCUCUGGCGGACCAUCUCAACUCGACGAAUCACGCGAUCGUGCAGACACUCGUUUACUCGACUAAACCGAGCAUGGUGCCGAAAGCGUGUUGCGUGCCGACCGCGCUUAGUUCGAUAUCGAUGUUGUAUUUGGAUGAAGAGAACAAGGUUGUUCUGAAAAAUUACCAAGACAUGGCAGUUCUCGGAUGCGGUUGCCGCUGAGUUGCGGUCUCUUCCUCUUAAUUCACAGUACGCGAGAAUGAUUCGUAUUUCGUAUUCGAAUCGACGCGACGACACGAUGAGAAGAGAGGAAGACUAACGAGAGGACUGACUCGCGUUUCGUACAUGCAUGUCUCGUUAAUCUCUAUUAUUCCGUGGAUAUAAAUGAGAGAGAGAGAGAGAGAGAUAUGCUCAACACAGGCAAAGUAUAAAUCGUUUAUAUUUCAAAGAAGAAUGAGAUCUCGAAAGUAGAGUGCGUAAUAUGAAUGUCGAAAUUAUUUCUAGACACACGACGAACAAUGCUAAAGAUAAAUGAUAGAAAUAAAUGCAGGUGGUAUAUAUUGCUAUUUUUAGUGGCAGCAUAAGACAAAGAUUUUCAACGCUUUCACAAAUACGCGAUAUUAAAUAUUUUCAAAUCUUUCUUUCUUAAAAGAUCCAACUGUUUGAAACUCAUCGGUGAUUUGCCUCAACUCGACAGAGAAACGAAAGACUUUUAAUAGAUCCCAUUAGAUCAGCUCUACGUAGAUGUCUAAAUAGCCUUGACUUCGAUCGUACACGUAGCGAUCGACACGCAGCUUUUGAUCACGCAGCAAUGGCAACUCGAAAUGUAAUUAACGUGAUUGCCUGAUUGGAAUGUAGAAAUAGAAAAAAGGAAUAAAGAAACAGAUGAUGCAGCUGCUUUUUCUAAUCAUCAUGAAACACAGCUCGAGGUAUCGGUAGAGCCAAGUGACGCGGUAAUUAUUACAAUGGCUUGACCGGUCGGUCAAGUUUAUUGAGAACGCGAUGCGUGAUAAGAAUAGCUACUCGGCCUGUAAACCAGCCCAAUUAAGAAGAUGACAGUAGGGAGUAACUUUUAUCCGCGAAAAGGUGAUGGAAUAGAAUUUUGCUGUUUAACAUCCGCGCAAUCUUUGUCAAAUAUUCAAAUCUCUGUAGCGUGAAAGAUAUAACUAUUAGUAAGGACCGUCUAUGAAUAUUUUUUUGUGUGAAUCGUUUUCACGUUUUCGUAAAUGAAAAAAGAUGUUGAUAAAUUUUAAUAAAAUUUUAUCUUUUAACACCUCUCGGCGCUCGUUUCCACGAAAUAUUUGUAGUAUUUGUAGUAUUCGUACUUGGACUUGAUUUGCUUUUAACUUGGAACACUGGAUAAUGCCUCUAUUAUUCAGCGAAGAAUUCAACUCCAUUCGUGACUUGAACGUACAGAUUCUCAAGAUGCGAUAAAACGAUCGAUUGAUCUUACUGUCUAAUAAAAUGUUGAAAUUGUAUAAAAUAAUGAAAAAUAUGGAUAUAUAAUGAAAAAAUAAUAAAUGAAAAUUAAUUUAACGCUGUUUGUACGUGAAUAUACGACUUUUCACGUAUUCGCGUAUCCUCGUGACUGCACUUUGGAAAUUUCACGAUCGAGCUUCCCGAGACUGAAAUAAACGGCGGCUUUUAAAUAAUAUUUAAAAGGCGCGGUAAAGCCGCAAAGACAAUGCGGAUUUACUUAAAGUUCGGCAAAGAUUGUGCGAUGAAUCGUAAUCACCGUGAUCGUAUGAUCAUUGCGAGAGAUGAUCGCUUCGGCAAGCAAACAACAAUGUGUUACGCUAUGUUGGAAAUACACUGUCAAUUAUGACUAAUAGUAAUCAUUUAUGAUAGAAAGAGUGAUAUAAAAAGAAAGAAAUCGUUUUUACUGUGAAAGAUGGAUCAAAACAACAAGGACAUUGACCGUUUUGUAGAGCGGAAAUAAUGUUGGCCGUGUAAAGGUAUCGAAUAGAUAUCUCUCUACAAUCAUGGAAACAUGAAAAUCGCAUUUUUACAAUAUCGCCGUGAUGUUUGAAACGAGUGAAAUAUGAAAUGACAGAAAGAGCAGGACAGAGAGCAAAUUAGGUAGAUAAAUCGAUGUAUCCGGUUAUGACAUACUCGCACGGAGCGACGAAGUAUACAUUCUCAUUCUCCACUCUGAACGAGCGAAUGAAUAUAUGUCUACUACGUAAAUCCUGCCGUCACGAAUAAAUUGUACCUGCCUAAAGAUUACUAUUUAUUUCUCUUUUUCUUUGCCAAAAAAAUUUCGAGCACAGAUGUAUAUGUUGUACAGAAGUGUUAUCGAAUAUAAGCGAGCGCUGUGUUGUAAAGUGUGUAAGAUAAAUAAAAUAAAUAAUUUUUUAAACAUUGUAAAUAAUAUGUUGUAAAGUGUCCCGUGUGUAUGUAUAUUCUUAUAUGUUUUAUCAUUAAUUUUCUAAUUUUCCGUGGUUGUAUACAGAUUGCGCAUGUGUAAAUAUUAAAUAAAUUCAAUAUGUAUGUGUG